Messenger RNA from Chanos chanos (milkfish), 932 nucleotides. It is a transcript of the gene ppp1r14ba, whose product is annotated as protein phosphatase 1, regulatory (inhibitor) subunit 14Ba. Gene Ontology annotation, biological process: innate immune response; regulation of phosphorylation. Bases 250 to 642 code for a protein of 130 amino acids. Gene Ontology annotation, molecular function: protein serine/threonine phosphatase inhibitor activity. Gene Ontology annotation, cellular component: cytoplasm. NCBI's taxonomy places the organism in Eukaryota, Metazoa, Chordata, Actinopteri, Gonorynchiformes, Chanidae. The transcript has 4 exons. The record is from RefSeq and is a predicted model, not a curated record.
UGAACCUUUGUGCGCUCAGGAACUUACACUGAAUAUCUAUACUGUAUUUUCCCGCAUUAGUUUUAUGUCAUGUGUAUUUUACAAUAAUACUGACCAACUCAGAAUUUGAGGACAGAUCGGCUUUCACACAUUUCACACAAGAUGUAAUGGGACUUCUCAAAGCAAGAUCAAUAGAGUGCACUCUCUCUGAACGGCUGGACUGACUGAUUUUGUCACUUUGUUAAAGUAACAGUUGUAUGGUUACAGACUAUGGCAGCUGCAACGAGCCCAGAUGCAGUGCCUCAGCCGCGGGUCUAUUUUCAAACACCUGCUGGUGCGGACGACGCUGAAGUUACAGGUCAAAAGCAAGGACGAGUAACCGUUAAAUAUGACAGAAAAGAACUAAGGAAGAGGCUUAAUUUGGAAGAGUGGAUAGUUAGCCAGUUAACGGAUUUAUACGACUGCGAGGAGGAGGAGGUUCCCGAGCUGGAGAUUGAUGUGGACGAGCUGUUGGACAUGCCCAGUGACGAGGACAGAGCCAUCAGAGUCAAGGGUUUGUUGGUGGAUUGUUAUAAACCUACAAAUGACUUUGUCUCUGCUCUGCUGGAGAAAGUCAGAGGCAUGCAGAAGCUCAGCACCCCACAGAAGAAAGGAGACGUCUAACAUCUAGUUCUCCUCCUCCUCUCCUCCUCUUCCUUUCUCCAAUCCAGAUGUCAACAGCCCUGGGGGAGCAGUGUAAUUAUGCACAACCUCCUAGAACAGCAGUGUCUAUAUCCUCAGAGAUUGGUGUGAGCAGUCCAGCCAAUCACACGUCAACUACUGGUUUACAGUCCAGCCAGUCACAUGUCAACUACAGGUUUACUGUCCAACCAAUCACAUGUCAGCUACAGGUUAACUGUCCAGCCAAUCAAAUGUCACCUACAGGUUUACUGUCCAGCCAAUCAAAUGUGAGC